Molecule: messenger RNA, 789 nt
Organism: Zychaea mexicana
Lineage: Eukaryota; Fungi; Mucoromycota; Mucoromycetes; Mucorales; Lichtheimiaceae
Exons: 3
Coding region: 1-789 (262 amino acids)
Source: RefSeq, a predicted model, not a curated record
AUGGCUUAUGAACUGCUAUUCAACGGCAAGGGACACGAGAGGAUCAUGCCGAUAGUAGUAAAAUCGCAGCCGAUACUAGAACAUUUACGUAUAGUCGCCUGUGGUCUUUCUGAUAUUCAUUGCUGGGAUGUCUUGGCACGCAACCAAUUCACACAGCUGACAAGUUUGGGGUUGACGGACAUCACUGGUAUGUCAAGCGAAGAUUGGUCCCAGAUUUUGCUCAUGCAGCAACAAAAUGAGAUCUUGGAAGUUGGAAAUCGCGCUGGAAUAACGCAGUAUCUGAACAGCAUUAUCGCAACCAUCGGUACGCUGCAACGGCUCCGUAUACUUUCCUUGCGAAAUUUCCUUCACAUGUUCAGCGAGAAUCCUCUUUGCGAUCUUACUCCGCUUCGACGUUUGCAACAGCUUGAAAAAAUGCGUCUCACGAACAUACCCAUCGACAACCAAGAGGCAGGAUGGAUUGUGUGGGCACAACGACUUGAGGAAACCAAAAUACUGAAUCUGGAACUGACAGCCGUGAAAGGUGUUACUGGUGCUGUCCUUGAGCAUUUUGAACAAGUCGAAAGCUCGGUGCUAUUGCGUGUUUCACGGAUCUAUAGUCUCACCAAUGCAGGCAUCAAUGCUUUUCGUAUCAUUGAAGGAUCUAGUAAAAAGAUUGAAGUCGUGGGGUGUUCAGGAUUAUCUCGGACAGAUGAUCUUCAUCCAGGAUUGAUGGAAAGGCAGCACGAUGUGGAUCUGGUCGGCAGCGAGUCUGGUGCCCUUUCAAACCUGAGCGAAAGCACAGACUAA